AUAGUCCAGCGAUGCCCUGGCUGCGAAGAGUCUGACUCACGUGAAGGCGGGCUGCAUCGUGUGCGGAUAUCUCAAGCUGCUUCCCAUGUUCCUCAUGGUAUUCCCGGGAAUGAUCAGCCGAGUCCUCUUCCCAGAUGAGGUUGCCUGCGUUGUCCCGGAGGAGUGUAAGCGUAUCUGCGGGACGAGAGGUUGGCUGUUCCAAUAUCGCCUACCCCAAACUAGUGGUGUCAGUCAUGCCCUACG
Molecule: messenger RNA, 243 nt
Organism: Acipenser ruthenus (sterlet)
Lineage: Eukaryota; Metazoa; Chordata; Actinopteri; Acipenseriformes; Acipenseridae
Product: sodium/glucose cotransporter 2-like
Biological process (GO): transmembrane transport; sodium ion transport
Cellular component (GO): plasma membrane
Molecular function (GO): D-glucose:sodium symporter activity
Source: RefSeq, a predicted model, not a curated record